Messenger RNA from Colletotrichum destructivum, 1581 nucleotides. Its product is annotated as Putative aliphatic aldoxime/phenylacetaldoxime dehydratase. NCBI's taxonomy places the organism in Eukaryota, Fungi, Ascomycota, Sordariomycetes, Glomerellales, Glomerellaceae. The coding region runs from base 324 to 1466 and encodes 380 amino acids. The transcript has a single exon. The record is from RefSeq and is a predicted model, not a curated record.
UCCGUGCUCGUGCUCCCCCACUGGCGAUACUACAUUGUGAAUGUCAGAGUGCUUCCCCCGUCCCGGGUUGCAGCCUGAGCCUUGACGCAGGGUUGUUUGGUGGUAAUCUGGCUCUCUCUCUCCCUCUCUCUCUCUCUCUCUCUCUAUCCCUUUCGGACUGUCCAGAUAGAGCUUCUGCAUUACCAACGGUGUCCAUCCGUCUGCGGGAAAAGGACGAUUAACAUGUAACGUUAUAUAACCCCAAAAGACCGGCCUCUGACUUGCUCGAGUGUCCUCACCUACCCUUCUAUCAUACGAAAAUCAUUUGUCGUGCAGUUUCCAAGAUGCUUCGCUCCCGUUUCCCUACCGCCCAUCACUUCACUGUGUCCCUUUUCGGGUGCCAGUACCACGCCGACUCGCCGUCUCCGGAGAAGCUUGCCCUUAUCAACAAGUUUGACGGCCUCAUCAAGGCCGCCGCGAUUCAUGUCGAAGAGCUCGAGCAGAAUGAUCUGCCGUCCAAGAUCUGGAUGAGCUACUGGAAGACGCCCCAGCUCUUCAAGGCAUGGUGGGAAAGCCCGGAAACUUCCGCCUUCUGGAGCUCCCUUCCCGAGGACGCCGGGUUCUGGAGAGAGACGGUGAGCCUGCCGGCCACCAGAUCGAUGUACGAAACCAACAAGCCGAUACCUUCCGGCUUUGGCCACUGCGGAGAGCCCAUCCCCCUUACCGAGAAGACGGGAUACUGGGGUGCCUACCGUUCCCGCCUGACCCCUGAGUCUCCCGAGGACAAGUUUGAGUCCCCUCUGCCGGCGGUGCCAGAGCCGCGGCCGUUGUCCGACAAGGUCAGGUCCGGCAGGGUCAGGGUGUCCAAGUUCCCCGACAACAUCUCCUUCGUCGUCGAGGGCCAGGACUACAGCGCCAUGAACGACAACGAGCGCAGCCACUGGAACGAGAACUUUGACGGCCUCACGAAGCAAUGGGUCACCAACGUCGUCACCGCCGGCCCGACAAAGGGAAUGCUCUCCGCCAGGGCCUGCCACGCCUUUGCCGGCGAGAAGCAGCCGGGGGCGACGACAAACGGCGCGACGAACGGUGCCUCGACCAAUGGCACCAGCAACGGAGCGGUCACCAACGGGCACGGAAUCUUCCCUGGCCUGGACUACAUCCGCCAGGCCCAACUCCUUUUCUGGCUCGACCUCUCCAAGAUGGAGCACAUUGGCCGCACGGACAAGGUCCAUGUCAAGCUCAGGCGGGACUUCUUCGCGGCGUACGGGCCCGGUGGGGUGAUGGAGGGAGGCGACCUCCUCCUCUGGGUGGACGUGGCAGUGCUGAAGGGGGAGGAGAUGGAUGCGGAGUACGUGGGAUGUUACGAUGGAACGGGGUUCCUCGCAUACGACAACCAUCCCGCGUUUACGACGGAAAGUGUGAAGACGGCCAAGCUGCCAGCGUUCUUUGACGCGCCGAUCAAGUCAAACCCGAUCGAAUGGUAGCCAAGCAGCUGAUUACAUAUGCCUGUGUUUCUCCGUUCUCAAUUUAUCCGGCGUAGCAUCCAACGACACUUUGCUCCAUGCGCUUUGACUGUAUGUUACGUGAACUUAUACUACC